Molecule: messenger RNA, 729 nt
Organism: Lotus japonicus
Lineage: Eukaryota; Viridiplantae; Streptophyta; Magnoliopsida; Fabales; Fabaceae
Product: probable calcium-binding protein CML29
Molecular function (GO): calcium ion binding
Source: RefSeq, a predicted model, not a curated record
CAUUAGAUCCUAUUCCCAGAUAUCUUCAUAUCUACACAAAUGCGAGCAUAACAUUCUUGGUUCCUCUUUGGAACAAUUUAUAUACAUAGCCCCGGAGACGCAGUAGCAGUAGACAAAUACAAAGUACCACACCACUUUCUAAGCUUGAACACUAACGAUCAUAUGGCUCAAGUGGGUUCUCUCUCUGCUGAACUUGAGACACUGAAUCAUGUUUUGUCACUAAUGGAAGCAUUCAGAGCAUUCGACGCGGACAACGACGGCCGCAUAGAGGCGGAGCUAGGUGGAAUCAUGGGGUCCCUCGGGUACAACGCGAGUCAGCAAGAAGUGAGGGCAAUGAUGCAACAAGGGGACAAGAACAAGGAUGGGCUACUAUGUGUUAACGAGUUCUUGGAGCUGAACACGAAGCAUUUGGAGACUGGGAAUCUUGCAAGUGUCCUCAGCGCAGCAUUUGAAGCGUUGGAUGAAGAUGGGAACGAGAUUCUGACAGGUGAAGAGCUGCAUGAGGUGAUAGAAAAUUUGGGUCUUGGAUUGUCACUAGAGAAGUGUCAAAAUAUUGUGGGUUCGCUUGAUGUGGAUGGAGAUGGAGCUGUGAGCUUGGAUGAAUUCCGACUCAUAGUUGAAUCCCUCCUCUAAUUAAGAUAUAUGUUUAGCUAUAGACGAAUAAGGUGUAUGAUCAAUAAUCAUGUACUUUAUAAGCUAAUAGAAAUAUAUUUUGUGAUCAAGUAAUAA